CAGGUUGAUGUAAGUAUGAAUGACGUGGAUGGCAAUGCAGAUGACAAUGUAGUGUCGUUGGUAAUGCCGGAGGCUAGCUCUUCGUCGCCGACGCCGUCGCAAGAAGAACUGCUCUACAACUGCUAAGAAGGGAGAGUCAGGUAAUAUGGAUACUGAGAUAUCGGUGUCAGACAAGUAGUUUGAGCUUGUAUCACUCCUGUGUAGACUUCAUUACGUCUUUCAGUGGAAUUUUCUUUCUUCGAAGCACGACUGACACUAACGCAUUGCUUCUCCCAUACGACACACAGGUUUGAAGCACUAAGCGGCAGCUGACGAAUGGGUGACACUUUCUGGUGAUGAUUCUUGAUGAGGAAGAUGUUUUCGAUUAAGUAUUAGAAAUCACAGAUUUUAUUAUUCUUUAGUGUAUAAUGAAAUGAAGAAAAGACUGCUUGAUGUAGGUCAGUGAGCAUUUUAUCUUCACUAAGUAUAUGAUAAUAAUGCAAUCGCUUAUUAUUUGUUAUAGCACCACAAACUUCUUGUUCUUUGUGCCACUGAUUAUCUGGCUACGUAAAGAAUGGCUUCACCUGCGAGAGAUGUAAUGUUGAUGCUAUGAUAAAUCAGUGACCUACCGUUAUAGAUGGGGACUCACUUCUACAGAUCGAGUAGCAUUCUGGUAGCCUUGCCAUUAUGAUCGACGAAGUGUGGGAAGAAGAUAAAAGGCAGAAUCUAUAUCGUAUUCAGGUUGAAGCAUCGGAGUACAACUUCUACAGAAAAAUAGAUGGCGUUGUCCUCUUGUUAUUUGAGCACAAGGUUUGUCGAGAAAUAUAUGAUCAGUUAUGUUUUAUCAGUAAUGCUAAUGGAGUCAUUUCUUGUUUUUGUAAAGAUCUAUUUGCUCGUUAUAUGAUAGAGUUAUAAUGUUGGCUGUGAAGUAUUUUCUUGUCUUACGAAGGUCGUCCAUAUCGAAUUGCGUACAUGAAUGAUCUGCAAGCACAAAAUUUCUUAUGCAUUUCUACGUAGAGUUAUUGCUGACUUAAUAGAGAACAUAAGGCGAAUAAGCAAAUAUAUGGAAAUAAAAUAUUUUCUAGUAAGAAAAAACAGCUGCUAUUUUCCAAUAAUCAGGUAAGUGAAGGCGAUGAUCGUACAACGCAGCUACUUCUAAAAGAUGUUCUGAAAGGAGAUAUAUCUGAGUAUUUUCGUCUUUGCCGGUGAUCGUUGAAUAAAAAGUACGAGUAUUUAAUCAUCUCAUGCGCCCGGUUCUUAAUAUUGAAGUGAAUCUAAAUCAUAGAAAAUCUGCAAAUAAUGCGUGACCAGCGUCAACUAUAAGUAUAAUCUUCCUUCCACGUCUUGCUGUUCGUGAUGCGCAAGAUGUAUCGUGAGUUAUUCGAUGAAUACCUCACAAGCAGCUUGCGCUUCAGGCAGGUAUGAUAUGGCCUUGCUCUCAGCAGAAGUGACCUACAAACUUCUUCUUUUGAUGAUUCUCAGAUGAAGAAUUCAACCAAAAAAAAAACACGGCUACCUGUAGUGCGAAGUGCUUUUUCCUCCUGAAGCCAAAACCAAAG
Messenger RNA from Amoebophrya sp. A25, 1538 nucleotides. The record is from the annotation of a GenBank genome assembly. NCBI's taxonomy places the organism in Eukaryota, Dinophyceae, Syndiniales, Amoebophryaceae.